AUUAAAUAGGACACACAAAUAUUGGCCAUUUACGACAGUACAAGGGAUUUCAUCACGAUAGCUUGUUUCAAGAUUGAUUUGGAAAUUAGAAUUAGACUGUGUCAUUAACGAGGACGCUGUAGUAUAAACUUGUUUUGUACUGAAUGAACAACAGAAUCAAAGAUGUGAUGCUCUGUGUCCUUCAUUAGUUGACAUUGAUCAAAAUGUUCGACGUAAUUACAAGACAACCAUGUCCGCAGAAAAGAAAAAAGUGUCCGAAAGCGAUGUAUUCCCGAGGCCAGGGAAAGGAUCAGGUUUUUUGCAGACUGUUUCUGGAACGUUAGUUUCUGUCGAGUUGCUCACUGAUAUGAGAUCAUCUAGGGCUCGAAGAUCAACGAGACGUGUCAUCCUUAAAGCCAGCAUUACUUCAGUUAUUCUGCUGUCGAUAGCAUUCAUUAUUACGUACAGCGUCAUUUUGACGUACAUCAGUAGUAAAGUGCCUCUGAUGAGACAUCAUGAUGACUCGUCAUCGGGCGAUAAAUCAAAAUCCGGUAAACGAUCUAAACUUUUAGCUCGGCCUGUUGGAAGAUUAGAUCGUGAUCGUUUGUUAAAAUUGACAAAAGAUGUAGUUGUGAAGUGGAAUAUAGGAGAUUACGAAGACAUUUAUACGGAAAAACCCAAAUGCCACAAAGAAAGCAAGAUCAUCAUUCUUAUUACCUCAGCCCCUCAGAAUUAUGAGCGUCGGAAAUCUAUACGAGAAACUUGGUGCCGGCCAUCAAAUUUUAAUCUUGCCUCAAUUCCAUGGCAGUGUGUGUUUUUAAUAGGGCAAAGCUCUGUGCAUUUAUCAAACAUUAUUUUAGAUAAUGAAAUAAAUGACUAUCAUGAUAUUCUUUUAGGCAGCUAUGUAGACUCUUAUAGGAAUCUCACAAUUAAAACUAUGCAUGGAUUAGAGUGGGUCCGACGGACUUGUCCGAGUGAUUUUGUGUUAAAAACAGACGAUGAUGUUUAUGUCAAUACUAAAUUAUUGCACAAAUUAACUAGUAAUACUCCGAAAAAUAAUACUUACAUUGGAUUAGUUACACAGUCUGAAGACAGACUAAAAGUUAUACGUGACCCGAUCAGUAAGUGGUUUGUGUCAAUGGAACAAUAUCCGAUGUCUCAUUAUCCUCCUUACGCAGUUGGAAUGGGAUAUCUUCUAUCUAUAGAUCUUGUUGAAAAGUUCAUAAAUACAAGUAAACACAUUCUGCCAUUUGCAAAUGAGGAUGCGUAUGUAGGCGUAUUAGCAGAUUACGCUAACGUUGAGCCAUUCAGAAGUGGACGUUUUACGUUAAGCGGCUGGGGUUUACGAAUGUGUAAUUAUAUAUACCUUGUUGUUGUACAUCACGUUAGUGCAGAAGAUCAGUAUAAAAUGUUCGAUACAAAUCAAGAAGCAUUCCAGAUGUGCAAAGACGAUGCUAAUUUGGAAACGUUCACCUGGGUAUAACAGUAACUUGAUGGUUUCAAGCUGUUUUUGUGAUAUUUGCCAGCCCUUGUUUUCCAAAGAAUCAGCUUCCCUAUAGUGUCAAGCAUUCCAGUGCCCCAGUUCUGAGGACAAGGGAGGCUACUCUUACAGAUUUCUACCUUUUGUGAAGCUGACAAUAGAAGAAACCAGUCAAGCUUCAUGCUAGUCAGCAGACAUGUUCAAAAGAUGUCAAAAAUUCAGGACAGAUCAUGGGGGAAAAAAACUGUAAUCCCAAUAAUGUGCUAGUACUUGAACUUGAAAAAAAUCAGUUUGACUUAAGCAUGCAUCAUUGCAAUAAUGUGAAUAGGAAAAAAAAACAUUGCAGGAUUUUUGGAAACAAAGUUUUGAUGCAAUAGAAAUUUAGAUUUACACAGAUUUUGCCAAAGAUUUGAUUUGCUCUACAAGAUGAAAGAAUUUGAUAAUCAAAAGUAGAAAAUUAUUUUUCUCAUUUGAAGUGUCAAACUUGUCAAGUUUAUUAAUUUAUUCCAUUGCUCAUUAUCUAUUAAAAUUUUAUCAUCAAUACUGCCAGUUUAUACAGCCUUCAAAAAUACCUUUAAAAUAUGUGGACUUUAUACAGUUAAUAAUCUGAAAAAAAUCAUUUGUCAUUCACUGAUUUCCCUGUUUGUUUUUAUAAAGUGGAAUUAUUUGCCAGGAAAAAAUAAACCAUUAAAUCUUAGGAAGGUUUAUACUGCUGUGCAUCAUGAUUAACCUAAAACUAAAAACUGCUUUUAUGUUUUGGAAGUUCAGUUGUUUGUCAGAUCUCAGCUUUUUGGUCAUUUUAUGUUACUGUAAAUUAUAACAUGUAGAUACAUGUAUGUAUCAUAAACAUUUUACAAACGAAGACACUGCAUUAGAAGAAGUAGAUUUUUGUUUAUAAGGAAGUUAGUGUACCUUUUUUUUCUUUGUUUAUCUAAUUUUUGUUAGCCAUUUUGUGUUCAUUUAAAUAUAAAUGUAGCUAGAUGUUGAUGCAUGUGUUAAGACAAUUUUUGUACGAACCUGCUGGUUACUGGUUCAGAUUUGUGUAAAAUAAGAAUUUAUUAUAAAUUA
This is a messenger RNA of Mercenaria mercenaria, 2527 nucleotides long. Its product is annotated as beta-1,3-galactosyltransferase 1-like. Gene Ontology annotation, cellular component: membrane. Gene Ontology annotation, molecular function: N-acetyl-beta-D-glucosaminide beta-(1,3)-galactosyltransferase activity. The transcript has 3 exons. Lineage: Eukaryota; Metazoa; Mollusca; Bivalvia; Venerida; Veneridae. The record is from RefSeq and is a predicted model, not a curated record. The coding region runs from base 230 to 1462 and encodes 410 amino acids.